UUCAGGUUCGAGCUGUGUGAGGUAGCAUUUUUUGCAUUUGGUGAGCCGUUGAUAGCUUGUUCAGUAUGAUGCAUUCCGUUAUUCUACCUUUCAGACACAUGCAUUGACGUGAAAGACGAGCUUGGGAGCUUGAGUGAGCGUGGAGAACAGCGGCCCUCUGCAAUAUCGGAGUACACCGAGGUGAAUUCUUGGGGUUAGGAGUGAGGGAGAAGGAGUUGAUAUUGAAGACGGCUAAGCCUGCAUUAUUCUUCAAAGCCCGAGAUCGAUAUAAUCUGGAGCUUCGCUUCCACACAGUCCACCUCUCAUGCACCCCUCCCCACAAAUACGCCUCUACAAUCUAUCCCGCUUAGCUUGGCAUCAACAUGUCGGCCUCCACCGCCAUCACCUACACAAAAAACUACUAUCAUGUCCUCUCCCUCCCGUCGCCAACGUGGCGCUCCUCUACCACCACCCCGUCAUCCGUCCAAAUCCGCGUCGCGUAUAAACGCGCGCUUUUCCUCGCACAUCCAGACAAUAGUCGCUUGAAGAAACAACAGCGGCAGCGCCAGAAUGGAGACAGGGGAGGUAGAGAAGUAGAUAUAUGCACGGUCGAUGAUGUGAAAGAAGCGUAUGCUGUUCUAGGAGAUGGGCGAGAGAAAGAGAGGUAUGAUAAGUGGUUAGCGGAGAGGUAUGAAGAUGGUGUGAGGAGGUAUGGGGAUGGGGAGAAGGGGUUGGAGGAGGUGUUUGGGCGAACGAGUGUGGGCGUGAUUGCGGGAAUGGCAGGUGGGUGUGAGACGAGGGAGGAUUUUGUGUUGGGAUUGGAGGUUUUAGAUUUGGCGGAUUUUGAGGCUGGGGAGGGGGAUGCUGUGGCUUCAACAUCAACGUCUACGCAGACCUCCACUCCAUCUACAUCCGAAUCUGGAAUCUCAGCCCUAAACCCGUCGAAUACUUCUGAAACCGAAACCCUUGCAACUACACAGUAUACGCGCUCUUGCCGCUGUGGUGCAGAGCCCGGAUUUCGCUUUUCAGAGAUCGAGCUCGAAGAUGCACUAUCGCAAGGCGAGAAGGAGAUCCUCGUCGGUUGUGAGGGAUGUAGUCUUUGGGUGCGGGUGGGGUUUGAUGUUGUGGAAGAGGCGGAGGAGGAGCGGGGUUGAGAUAGUGCCUUCGGAUAUAGGUUCAAAUACUUGAAAUUAGAUCGGAUUGGGGGGAAUGGGAUGGGCAAGGAUAUACGCACUAGGUCGAGGCACG
Lindgomyces ingoldianus is the source of this 1227-nucleotide messenger RNA. RefSeq lists its product as uncharacterized. NCBI's taxonomy places the organism in Eukaryota, Fungi, Ascomycota, Dothideomycetes, Pleosporales, Lindgomycetaceae. The coding region runs from base 363 to 1133 and encodes 256 amino acids. The record is from RefSeq and is a predicted model, not a curated record. The transcript has a single exon.